GGAGGGGAAAGACCUGGCCCUGGCAGAAGCCUUAUACCCCAGCAGCCUGGGCACUAGCUGAGUUUCAGAAAGGAGCAUUUGGAUUCUGUGAACUUUCUUCCAGGCAUCCUUUCUCUGCGAUUUUCCUUUGGGGUGAAAGAAGGGGCAAGGGGACCACAGGACGGGAAAUCAAGGAAGAUGCUGGCCAGGGAUCCGGGAGACGAGGAGGAGGAGAGGCCGGGGGAGGGGAAGAGCCGGGGAGGCAAUCUGUUCUGAAGCUAGCAGGGAGCGAGCGGGGAUUCCAGGAGGAGGGAGGGAGACCCGCGCCUGCCUGCGGCAGAUUGGUGGCUGCGUCCUUGGAACGGAAGGGAAUUCGGCCUCCACCUGCUGAAUACAGAGCUGUGCUGAGGAAGGCGCUGACUUGGAGAAGUUGCCAAACCAGCCUGCACCUUCAGGACUCAUGGCUUCUUCUGGCCCCAGAGGCCCAGACAGUGGGCAUCACCUGGGGUCCUCCUCUCUUUGGGGAACAAAGAGGCUCCCUGGGGAUUACAGCAGCCACUGAGGCUGAGGAGGCUCAUGGAGACUCACUUCCUCCCAGGCUCUCUUCCCAAAACACCCACCCUGGGACCCCCUUGGACUCAAGCCCACCAGGCCACCAGGACAAAUGGCCUCUGAGACCUUCAACACUGGAGACCCAGGUGCAGCCCUGGCUUCCUGAUCAGUCCCAGACAUGGGACAGGACUUAAGUUUUCUUAGAAGAAGUGCCAAGGAUCUUUAAAGGGCACCUUUCAUCUCCUUCAGCCCCUCCCUCCCAGAGGCAGCACCAAGAGGGAACGUCCAGCAGGCAUGGGUGAGAGGGACACAAAGCAUCUGCGGGAACUCUUCCAGGACCUGCUGGCAGCUGACCCAGCCCCAUCCUGUCCCCUCCCUCUCUCAGGUUUUGAUCAUCAUUCCAGACCCUGGGGGACCUCGAUGGGGUUUCUUGCCCCCUAGGCUCCAGAAGGGGACCACCCGUGGAUCUCAGGAAGCCCUCUGGUGCUCAGAGGCUCCUGGGAAAGUCUCUAGCCAUGAUACCACAUGCUCAGAAGCCCCACCUUCGUAGACACCGGCCCCUGAUGUAGCUGCCUUCCUGUGUCACAGACUCUCAAUUCCGUGAACACGGUCCUCAUGGGCUCCCUCCAGCACUGCUGUUGCCAGCUGCCUAAGAUGGGUGACACUUGGGCCCAGCUUCCCUGGCCCGGGCCACCCCACCCAGCGAUGCUGCUGAUCUCUCUCCUCCUGGCAGCCGGGUUGAUGCACUCGGAUGCUGGCACCAGCUGCCCAGUCCUUUGCACAUGCCGUAACCAGGUGGUGGAUUGCAGCAGCCAGCGGCUAUUCUCCGUGCCCCCAGACCUGCCAAUGGACACCCGCAACCUCAGCCUGGCCCACAACCGCAUUACAGCGGUGCCGCCUGGCUACCUCACAUGCUACAUGGAGCUCCGGGUGCUGGAUUUGCGCAACAACUCCUUGAUGGAGCUGCCCCGGGGCCUCUUCCUCCAUGCCAAACGCUUGGCACACCUGGAUCUGAGCUAUAACAACUUCAGCCACGUGCCGGCCGACAUGUUCCAGGAGGCUCAUGGGCUGGUCCACAUCGACCUGAGCCACAACCCCUGGCUGCGGAGGGUACACCCCCACGCCUUCCAAGGCCUCGUGCAGCUCCGAGACCUGGACCUCAGCUAUGGGGGCCUGGCCUUCCUCAGCCUCGAGGCUCUUGAGGGUCUACCGGGGCUGGUGACCCUGCAGAUCGGCGGCAAUCCCUGGGUGUGCGGCUGCACCAUGGAGCCUCUGCUGAAGUGGCUGCGAAACCGGAUCCAGCGCUGUACAGCAGAUUCUCAGCUGGCUGAGUGCCGGGGACCCCCUGAAGUUGAGGGCGCCCCACUCUUCUCACUCACCGAGGAGAGCUUCAAGGCCUGCCACGUGACCCUGACCCUGGAUGAUUACCUGUUCAUUGCAUUCGUGGGCUUCGUGGUGUCCAUCGCCUCUGUGGCCACCAACUUCCUCCUGGGCAUCACCGCCAACUGCUGCCACCGCUGGAGCAAGGCCAGUGAAGAGGAAGAGAUCUGACAUGGCUGCCUCUCAUCCCUCCAUGCUGCUGACCGCCACAGCCGCUGACCACCAGACGCCCUCCCUGACUGCCCACUCUGGUUCCACAGUGACCUGGCUGCCUCAGUCAUGGCUCAAGCAAGGUGGGGACACUCACUUUGUAUGCAUGUCUGCUUUGGGCCAGCUGGUGCGCUAGGAACUGGGAACGUCAGAUGAAUUGACUCAGUCCCUGCCCUCAAGGCAAUUACCUCUAGUCAAGGAGAGAGAUCCAAAAACUAUUCCCUUUAAGACUAUAUGUCAGGACUCUGAGCACAUCAUUAUGGACGCCCAGUAGGAAGCAUCAUCUGUAUCUAGCCAUGUCCAUGAGAAUUAUAAGGGUGGAGUGAUUUGUGAACUGGGUCACCAAGAAAUGUCUACUUUGUCAGGUAGGCAACAAAGGGUGUCUGCAGAUGGCAGAGGCCAGAGUAUGCAUAGUGCGUGGUGUUGAGAAGAUGAGCAGUUCCUGGUCACAAACUUGUGUAGAGGGGGUGUGGCACAGAACUCAAACCUACUCCCCACCCUCUGACACCAAAACGGUCCGCUCUUGGCAAUCAGCCACUGCCUCCGGGGAGUACGAACACCUCCAUGCCAGCCCCUGGCCUCCUUCCACCAGCAGCUACCAGGUGAGACCACCUCCCAGUGACUGCCCCCAUAUGACCAAGUGUCACCGGCUGGUGAGGUCCCAGGCAGCAGGCUGAGGAUGGACACUUUCAGCGCCCUUUCUCCUGCCUCUUACUCAUGAUUGGCUUCAGAAGAGAGAGGCAGGAGGCCCCGCAACUGGGGCAGCAAGCGUCCCGGCAUCCUGGGACCCUCAUCAUGUGACCGUUCUUGCCACAGUGCUCAUGCCACAGGGUCUCACCAGGAAAGUGCACUGUGGGCCAAUGGCCCAUGGCUUGGCAGUACCCAGAGCUUAAAGAGGACAAAAGCAGCACAGUUACGACCAUAUGAGGCUUUGCAUUUUCUUCUAAGCAACUCACCCACAUAAGCAUAAGGGCGAGAGAGCUGUUAAAUACUGACCCUUCGUCAGUGUCAGGCACUGUGAAAAGCUCUCUCCACAAACCAUUCCCUUUAACACACACACAGAUUGAGCUGAAUGCUGUUGUUCCCAUUUUACAGAUGAGGCAAUUAAGGCUCAGCGAGGUGAAAGUCACAUGCCACUAUGAGCAAGAUAAAGUCUGUGCUGUUUGUACUGCCCCAUCCAAGUUGGGGAACAUCACCAUUCCCUCUUGAGUUGUACAAAUUCAAAUUCAACUAGAGACGACAAAGCUUCUAAUAAGGUCCAGGCACUCCUCUGGGCACUUUGAUAGCUACUGACUUGCUUCUUUCAAUUCUUCCAGCAACACUGCCUGGUGGUUUUUAUUAUCCCCAUUUGACAGAUGAAUUAAUCAUGGAGAGUUGAGUGACUUAUCCAAAGUUGUCUGGAUGAGCCCUAGAAGGAUGGUGGUAGGCAGCUCCAUUCAGGGAAACUGCAUCUAAUCAGUCAGUCAAAAAUCAAGUAACUUUACGAGCAAAGCACAAUUACCAUCACCGUUGUCUUCUUCGUCAGUUUCGUCAGCAUCAUCAUUAUCUUCCCUCUAUUCGUUCGGCACCGGAGAGUUCAUGAGUGUUUUCGCUUCGUCUCCGUGACUUUUCACAACUCUGUGCAGGAGGUAAAUCAAACGUCAGUAAUCUUGUUUUACAGAUGGGAAAAACAGUCUCAAGGCUGGAUAUGACUUGUCUAUGUGGCAAGGUUGGGACUCAACCCUACACGGUUCUCUUUCCAGUGCUUUCCCAAGUGCUUGGGGAAGAGAAUGCCUCAGAGGGCUGGGUAAUAGGGCCCUGGAAUUCAGCAGCCGUGAAUGUGCUAGUAGGUCAGCUAAAUAGAAGACAGUCAACCCAUCUGCUGUACAGAUUGAACUAUGCUCCCAGUAGGGCAAAUUACAGGCUCUGAAACAGAGAUUACACAAAUAACAUCUGAAUAGGAGACUUCUGCUUUACAACGGGUAGACAAAACAUCAGCACUGGUGGCCAUGGAGGCAGUCGCAUGAAAAAUUAGAUCUUUGGGAAUCAAGAGAGGAAGCUGUGUUAACCCUUCCUACUCAAGCCCUGCUGUGUGUGUUGCAAGAGAUACUAAAAGAGCAAGAAAGCUACAGGUGAGAGCCUCUGCAGUUUAGGAGAAAAGCAUUAAGGCACAGUCAGACAUGCUGAUAAGUCUGGCCAGGAGGAGAAUUAAAACAGGGGCUUUCCACCUCCCUUGCCCCAAGCUCCAGUAGUAUUCCAUCAUCCCAUCCUCCUGGAAAGCCUCAAAGGAAUGAAGGAGGAUAACAUGCCAUCUUCCAGGAAGGCAUCCCUGUGCUUGCCUGAGCUAGUCAACCAAAAGAGUCUUCAGAAACUCUGCUAGACCUGAGGUACUUGAACGUGUGUCCCCUGAAUCUUGCUUACAACGUCUGAUAUCCGAAGCAGAACUGUGCCCUGCUCUCUUCUGUGAUGACCAAGGAUGGCGAACUCAAGCUGUUUUCUGACAAGCCAGGCUGACAGCCUAAAUACCUGGAGAGGAACUUUUAGAAACUAUAAUCCUGACAAAAUAGAAAAGCUGCCCAUAGAGGGAUACCAUAUACUAUAAUAGUCUCCUAGGAACUACUGUUUGCCAAAAUAUAGUUGAUAUAUUUUAAGAUAGAUACUUUUUUUGCAUAGGACUAGAACCAGAAAAGAUACCAAAUGCCCCCUUGACAUCAACUGUCCUUUCUAGUGGGACAAUCUGGUCUCCAUUAAUGCCAAACCUUUCUGAGCAGGAUACAUGGGUUUUAAAGGACAGAUGUUUCUCCUGCUGCUAAAAGCGCCCCAGUUUACUAGAGCAUAAUGAGAAAAGUAUUCAACCCACCUACUGCCAAGGAAUUCCCUGCUUCUCCCCCACUGCCGUCAGCUUGUCCAAGCUAUGAGAAGCAAGCUUCUAAAGAUAAUCUAGCAAUCCUCAUUGCAAUUGCUCCCACAUCCCUGGUAACCACAAGGCUUCAUUCAAAUUGUCCAAACUGGUUAAUAUGUAUGCGAUGGAGUAUCUCUGCAUCUGUAUGUCUGUCUGUGAGGUUCCUUGUAUGUUGGUGGUCUGCUGACAUAGGACAGAUCUCUCUAGAAUUUGGGUUCAGUUCUCUGACAUCGUCCACUGAGCCAUCUGCUUAUUUAGGUUGGUGCAAAAGUAAUUGUGGCUUUUGCCAUUAAAAGUGAUAGCAAAACCUGCAAUUACUUUUGCACUAACUUAAUAUUACAUUGCUUGACAGAUUAAGAUGGAACCCCACCAGGUUUAGGAUAGGACUGGAUGCUCAGAAAAUACAGAAGGAGAAAAAAUCUGUGGCAGGGUCAUCCAUAGGAGAAGCUGACUUCUGGCUGCUUCCCUCUGUUCUCUCCUGCCCCUCAGAGAAGUCCUCAUUGCAGAAGCUUCCUCCGUGCUCGACCAGAGGAUAUCAAAGUUUAGCUUGGUCAAGGUUUGGGCCAAGAAAAUUCCUUUUUAGAAGAGCCCUUAUAUCUGAAUCACACCACUUUGGACCAGUUAUCUCUGGUCCCCCUUUAGACAAACCCUCAUCUCUCUUUCCCCAUUCCUAGAGGAAUUCCUAGGGAACUUUGUAGAAAUAGGAACCCAGAGUUGCUAUAGAAGUUCAUGGCUCCUUUCAGGGAGGUACAUGUAUGAAAUUUGAACAGAUCAAGACAGGUGUUUGUCUUCAACCCUAAGGGAAGACCUCCCAGCUUCCAUUUCCCCCUAUAGGUGUCUUUGCUGACAUCCUUUUCAGCAGUAGAGGAGUAAAAUGAUACAUCCUAAUCCAUUCCUCAAAAGGACAUCUUCCUAAAGCCAGAGAAAAUUGUCUGCUCUUCCCCACCCCAGGAAGAGGCAAAAGGGAAAUGAAGGAGUCACACAGUCCUUUGUAAAUCGCUAUUGUGUUUGUCACAGCACUGGGUGGAGAGCUGGAUCCACAGAGCUCUCAGUUUUUCUAAGCACUGUCCUGUAAUGUGCUAAUGUCUGGGGGUGGGAGGGCUGCGCGGGGGGGGGGGGGGGGGGGGGGGGGGGGGGUUAGAGGGAAGAUGCCAACCUUUGUAUGGAGAUGAUUUUAUAACCAUGCACUUUUGUAACUGUGAAGAAUUUUUCAUAAAUGUACACUAAUAAUAAAGAGUGUAUAGU
Messenger RNA from Cebus imitator (Panamanian white-faced capuchin), 6247 nucleotides. It is a transcript of the gene LRRC55, whose product is annotated as leucine rich repeat containing 55. The transcript is spliced from 3 exons. Bases 1147 to 2082 code for a protein of 311 amino acids. Gene Ontology annotation, cellular component: voltage-gated potassium channel complex. NCBI's taxonomy places the organism in Eukaryota, Metazoa, Chordata, Mammalia, Primates, Cebidae. The record is from RefSeq and is a predicted model, not a curated record. Gene Ontology annotation, molecular function: transmembrane transporter binding; potassium channel activator activity; voltage-gated potassium channel activity.